AUGGAUCUAGAUUUCGGUCACGACAGUGACAGUAGUGACGGCGAAGAACGGGCUUUCAGUUCUGACGAAGAAGAUGAUGAUGUUGUAAGUCUCUUGAGAAGGGCGUCGAAGUAUGGGGCUCUACCAAACACCCGAUCUUCGGCGUUCGGUAAUGAUGAAGAGGAAUCUUUCGAAGACGAAGUUGGAAAAGAAUUCGAUGCAACUUUUGCUCUGGUUGAGCAAGACGCUGGAUUGAAACGAAAAGCGCCGAAAAAAGAUCGAGGUGACCCUCUGUAUGAUCCGCUCAAGGAUGACGAUGAUCAGGCUUGGGUCGACGCAAGGCGAAGACGAUGUUUACCGCGUUCUGAACAGUCAUCUGUACACAAAAAGCUGCCCCAUAGUGAUGCUGUUCUGAAUUGCCCGUGCUGCAUGACGAUGCUGUGUCUCGACUGCCAGCGUCACGAGAAGUACAAGAAUCAGUACAGAGCUAUGUUCGUCUUCAAUUGCUCGAUCGAUUUCGAGCAAACGCUGACAGUGCCGAAGGAGCCGGAAGAGGUGAAGAAGCGCCGGAAGCGAAAAAGAAAACGGGAUGCAGUGGCGCCCUCGGAAAAUCUGCCGACGUCGGAACCUGGCCCGUCUGUUGUUGCAGAUGCAUCGGGUGAUCAGUUCCACUCUGUGAAGUGUUCGACGUGUGGGACAAAGGUUGCUGUUUACGAUUCGGACGAAGGAUCUGUGAUGGAAGCCAAUUAUUCUUUGAAUCUCAAUUUGGCCGUUUUGCCUGGAAAAGUUAGUAUUGGUUUAUUCAAUGGCGUGAAUCCCUCGCUCUGUGGAGCCACAGCAGCUGAAAAGGUGUUCAUUCACUCUCCGCAUUACAAACUGGGGAGCACGGGAGAACGUCUUUCUGCGUCUGCUGAUCGGUUGAAAGACGUAACUUUCCUCAACAUUAACCAGCCAGUUCGGGCCAUCUUGGCCGGAAAGAUUCGAAAUACCGACACGAAAGACACUAUUUUCGUGGGAACCCCCUACAAUCUGCUUGCUUACGACGUGUUCAACAAUGCAGAUGUUUUUCACAAAGAGGUUCCCGAUGGGGUCAGUGCGAUGGCCCUGGGAAACCUAGGAGACUUCGAAGACCCUCUGGUUUUUGUGGGAGGCAAUUGCGCAAUUCAGGGCUUUGAUAGUUCAGGAAAUGAUCCGUUUUGGACUGUAACCGGUGACAAUGUGUCGUCCUUGACAUUAAUGGAUUUCGAUGGAGACGGAACGAAAGAGCUGAUCGUCGGUUCAGAAGAUUUUCAGAUUCGGGCUUUUAAAAAAGACGAAAUUCUUGCAGAAAUUUUGGAAACUGAUGCUGUCAUCAAUUUGACUUCUCUGGGAGAAUCCCAGUUCGGAUACGGGUUGUCAAAUGGAACUGUGGGUAUUUAUGACCGAUCUCAGCGUUCGUGGCGCAUCAAGUCAAAGAACCAAGUAACUUGUUUAGAAGGAUUCGACAUUGAUGGAGACGGCGUUCCCGAGCUGAUUAGUGGUUGGAGCAACGGGAAAUUGGACGCCAGAAAUUCGAGAACUGGAGAAGUGAUUUUCAAAGAUCUGAUGAAAUCCUCAGUCGCCGGAAUAUGCGUUGCCGACUACCGCCUCGACGGCCGCCCGCAACUGAUUUGCACGUCGUCGUCAGGUCAAGUCAAAGGCUUUUCCCCUCACUCGGGCAAAGAUCCCAGCUCUGCUUCAUCUCUAACUGCAAACAUGGAGCAAGAAACGGUCCGAGAACUGAGUCAACACAAGCAACAGCUUCUGUUGGAGCUGAAAAACUAUCGAUCCACCAGAGCCGGGUUGGAGGCACCUUCAGCUGCGAGAGACGAAGCUGGAGUGAUACCAGCUAAUACACAGCUUCAGACUGGACUGGCAUUGAAUCUGGGGAAUGCCAAGAUAAAGCCGCAUGUUGAACUGGCGCUGGCAACGACCAACAAAACUGUUCUGCGCAGUGUACUGGUAUUUGCGGAAGGCGUUUUCGACGGAGAAAGCUUGAUAAUCCAUCCUUUGUCGUCGUCUCCGUCUGGGGCUAAUCUCGGGCUGGAGCCAAAAAGUGCCGUUCGUGUUCCGAUUUUCCCUCCACGGGACGCACCGAUUGAUCUACAUAUCAAGGCAUUGGUUGGACAGUUGAAUUCGAAAAGCUUCCACGUUUUCGAACUCACGCGACAAGUGCCCCGUUUUGGCAUGUACGCUCCUUGGCCACUUGCUUCAAAUGAUACCGGUAGAAACUGGGUCAAAUUGCGUGACCCGAGAGGAUGCGUCAAGUUCAAAAUUGCGGAAAGGAUUAAACGGGUGGCCAUGUGGUUGAGUCAGAAUUUCCUUCUGCCAGAAGAUGUGGAAGUGCCAGAUGGCGCCACGGACCUCGCAAGAAGUUUCCUUGCAUUACGUUGCUACGAUAUCUUGGAAUCUGGUGUAAUGGCAGAUUUUCCGCUGGAAAAUGAUAAGGUGGAAAAGCUCCUUAAAACAGCUGAUGAAAUGCAUUCUACGGGCUGCCGACUCAACGCGCAGAUGGCUGACCAUUCCGGGGUCAUAAAAAGUUUGAUUGUGCGUGCUGAAGAUGCCCGCAUUCUUGGUCAUUGGGAUAGCAUGAGAAAGUGGUAUAUGGAACUGAUGGGUCUCAACAGAGAGCUGAUGGCAGGACAUAAGGUGAGAUUGAACCAUCAUCAAGAGCUAACUUCGUGUCUGAAACAACUCAAUCAAAUUGUUCAGAAAUCAGCAAAACUGAGAGUUGGGAAAUUCAAGUCGGACGUGGUGAAUGGUUGCCGAGAAGCGAUCAAAUCGAACAAUGUGAAGUCCUUUGUUAAAGAUUGGUUCACUCCUUUUCUUCCACUAUUUUUUUCUGUCGACCACCGAACAACGAUGAAGUUUCUCACCGCGGAACAGCUUGCCGGUUUCGAAAGUUAUAAAUACAGCGCUCUUGACACGAACCCUUUGAGCGUGUAUGUGAUUCAUCCCUUUUGGAACUGCGUGGUAGAACUACUCCCACAAUGGGUGGCACCCAAUUUAUUAACACUAUCUGGAUUUCUCUGCGUCAUGGGGAACUUCUUAUUGUUGAGUUAUUUUGACAAUGACUUCUUCGCUUCGAGUGACGACCAUCCGCAAUUUCCACCGGUUCCGAAGUGGAUAUGGUUAAUAGUGGCUAUCAACGUUUUCUUAGCCCACACUCUUGAUGGUAUCGACGGUAAGCAAGCGAGAAGAACAAAAACCAGUGGACCCUUAGGAGAAUUAUUUGACCAUGGACUGGAUUCAUGGACAACGGUAUUCAUCCCGACCUGUCUCUACUCCGUCUUCGGACGCAGUGACUUCAGCAUUUCGCCAUGGAGGAUGUAUUUUUGCUUGUGGAACGUGUUUGCGUGCUUCUUUCUUUCCCAUUGGGAGAAGUACAAUACAGGCUGUUUGUUUCUUCCCUGGGGUUACGACUACUCUAUGGUGUCAUCCAUGAUCGUCUUCUUUUUAACCUUUGUGGCCGGACACGGGAUUUGGAAAUUCGAAGUUCCGAUUGCUGGUCAAGCAGUUCCAGCCGGUGGGCUAUUUGAACUGUUGAUGUAUGUGGGUUCCCUGGGGCUGACGUUGCCCAUGGCCCUGUGGAACUGUCGACUCAUUGUUCAUCAAAUGUGUGGGACGAGGUGCAACACGUUCAACAUAACGCUUGUGCCCUUGAUGCUGGGAGCAUUUGUUGUUGCACUUGUGCCUCAGUCCGUAGAGAUUGAGUACGUUAUGUUGCAGCUAACUGCCGCCGUUGUUACGCUGUAUCACCUGUUCUACGGCGUCUGUGUCGUAAGUGCGUCAAAUGUGCAAUCAUUUCAACAUCAUGGCAUUCCGUAUAAAAAAGAAAGAGGAUUGACUAUUGGCCGACAAUGCCUAAAGAAGAAGCAUCCCAGGAAGACGGGGGGAAAACUGGGAGCGACGCAAAAGGACGUCGUCAUAUUCGACUUUCGGUUUAUGGCUGAAGUCUUCAAUGUGAAGAAAAUGAGUGAAAAAAGUGACAAGCAAGCGGAUUUCCGUAUUUUAAUCGCUACGGAUAAUCAUCUUGGAGCAUGGGAGUCACAUCCUCGUCUGCACACGGAUUCCUUCAAUACAUUUGAGGAAAUCCUUGUCAUUGGCAAACGGGAGAAAGUGGAUUUUCUUCUGCUCGGAGGCGAUCUUUUCCAUGAGAAUAGGCCUUCGAAACGGACUAUGGUGAAUUGCAUGAAUGCUUUGGCGCGUUAUUGUCGAGGCGAUGCGCCAAUUUAUAUGAAACUCAUAAGCGAUGCCUCGGAAAAUUUCAAGGGAGCUGUGAAUCCCAUUCCGAAUUGGGAAGACCCGAAUCUAAACAUUUCUUUGCCAAUUUUUUCUAUUCAUGGAAAUCACGACGAUCCAACUGGUCUUGAUUCCUACUGUGCUUUGGAUGAACUUGGUGCUGCUGGCCUGAUCAACUACAUAGGAAGAGUUUGCGACUUCAAUCGUGAAAUCGUCUUAUCUCCGGUGUUGCUGAAAAAGGGAAAUACGACGAUAGCUUUGUACGGGAUGUCCGCAAUGCGGGACGAACGAGUGCGGAUUAUCCGUCAUUCCGAGCCGACGUUCAACAUCCUCGUGUUGCAUCAGAAUCGAGUGAAGCACACCGAAGCCCGAUACAUGCCGGAAACAUUCUUGGACUUCCGGGAUGGCGACAACCCGUUUUUCCACCUCGUCGUGUGGGGACACGAGCACGAGUGUAAAUUGUCUGUGGAAACGGCCGUCAACGACGCCUACUACAUUCUGCAGCCCGGAAGUUCCGUCCCGACGUCGUUUUGCCCCGGGGAAGCCGUGGAGAAACGGGUUUUCGUGCUGAGCGUGUCUGGACAGGAUUUCAAUGUGACGCAUCGCAGACUGCAGACCGUGAGACCCAUGAUUCACAAAACGCUUGUUCAAAAAGACCUUUAUGACGAAACGGACCUAGAUAUGGAUCAGGCAAGGAAGGAAGUUGAGGCCAAUUUGAAGAAAGCCAUUGAAAAAGCAUUGGAGGAUGCACAGGCACUUCUCACUGGGCAUUCCAAGCAGCCGACAAUGCCAGUGAUUCGAUUCAAUAUCGAAUACGAAGAGAACUUUCUUUUUGAUCCGAUACGUUUCGGUUUCCUGUUUUCCGAGGAAGUGGCCAAUUUCGACUCCAUGAUUCUCAUAAAGAAAGUUUCGAAGAAGUCUCGAUUCCGGGAUCCUCGUGGGACCACCGAAAAAAUCAGGAUGGAUUAUCGAGAUUACACUGAAUACGGCCCCGAAUUGCUGGAAGAGUUGGUCGAGGAAGUUUUCAAGAAGGCACCGGAAAAGUUUCAGCUUCGGUUCAUCGAUUCCCGACUCAUGACUCGUGCUUUCAAUUCCUACUUGCUGAGAGAAGACGAGUCGAUGGGCGAUUACGUUCAGAGCGAGAGAAAGUUUUCGCUAGACUUCUUUGAGAAGUUGAAGAUAUCACCUGAUAUCGGAGAAGAGAAGAUUCGGGAAUACUUGGAUGAGUUCAGGGCCAAGAGGAAAAUUGAGGUUCAAGCGGAGUGCACCAAACUGAAGGAGGCUGGUCCGAGUGCUCCCGUUGCCGGUGAGGAAGACGGUGAAUUCACCACGACUACUGCUGGAAACAAUCGCACCAACGAUGACGUGUCCGUCCUCAACUCGGAUACGGACGAAGACGACGACGGAGAUGAGGCUUUUAACGUUCGACGACGUCCCGCAGCUGCUGGUCGACAAAAAAGGCAACCUGCUGCCAGGGGCUCGACCAGAGGCCGGGGACGAGGCGCGGCCCGGAAGCAGUGUGAAAUCCUGUAG
Notodromas monacha is the source of this 5772-nucleotide messenger RNA. NCBI's taxonomy places the organism in Eukaryota, Metazoa, Arthropoda, Ostracoda, Podocopida, Cyprididae. The record is from the annotation of a GenBank genome assembly.